Lolium perenne is the source of this 738-nucleotide messenger RNA. Its product is annotated as cytochrome b561 and DOMON domain-containing protein At5g47530-like. NCBI's taxonomy places the organism in Eukaryota, Viridiplantae, Streptophyta, Magnoliopsida, Poales, Poaceae. The record is from RefSeq and is a predicted model, not a curated record.
CUCUGUACCAUUCACGCCUCAAGCAGACAUUGCAUUUGCAUCUCCAGCUGCCUAGCUCGGAGAGCCGAGUCGAAGCAACGCGAUCGACACGAGCAAGUUACGUGCGUGCGGUCUAGCUAGCACCAUGGCGCAGCCAGGCCACACGGUGGCGCUCCUCCUCGUAGCCACCACCGCGCUGCUGCUCGCGUCCGGCACGACGGCGCAAGACUGCGCGAAUGCGACGUUCCCGGCGGGCCGGUCGUUCGAGCGGUGCAACACGCUCCCCGUGCUUGGGGCGAGCUUGUACUGGACCUACCACGCGGCGAACGGCACGGCCGAGCUCGCGUUCCGCGCGCCGUCGACCAGUGGCGGGUGGGUGGCCUGGGGCAUCAACCCCGCCGGCGCCGGCAUGCCCGGCAGCAACGUCUUCGUCGCCUCGCAGGACGGCAGCGGCGCCGUGUUCGUGCUCACCACCGUCCUCGAGAGCACGGCGCCUACCCUGACCAACGGCACCCUCAAGUUCGACGUGCCGGUGCCGCCCACCGCGGAGUACGCCGGCGGCGCGUACACGAUCUACACCACGGUGGCGCUGCCGGGGAACUCUACGACGCAGAACAUCGUGUGGCAGGCCGGCCCGCUCAGCGGCGGGUCCAUACUGCCGCACCCGACGUCGGGGCCGAAUUUGCAGAGCGUCAAGAGGCAGGACUUCCUGUCCGGCUAGAGCGCGCCCGCCCAGGCCGAGGUCUCUCCACGCCACGC